This is a messenger RNA of Hydra vulgaris (swiftwater hydra), 3588 nucleotides long. Its product is annotated as EH domain-binding protein 1. Gene Ontology annotation, biological process: actin cytoskeleton organization. Gene Ontology annotation, cellular component: filamentous actin; microtubule organizing center. The record is from RefSeq and is a predicted model, not a curated record. Gene Ontology annotation, molecular function: protein binding. Lineage: Eukaryota; Metazoa; Cnidaria; Hydrozoa; Anthoathecata; Hydridae.
GAAAUUCUGAUGAGUCAAAUAUUAAAAUUAUAAUGGGUUCAGUUUGGAAGCGUAUUCAACGUGUUGGUAAAAAAGCAGCAAAGUUUCAAUUUUUUGUACAAUUACAAUCAGUGACUUUAGAAUGCAAGAAAGAUAAUAAAUGGACACCAACAAAGUUAUUAGUAUUGUUUCAAAGAGGUGCAAAUCGACGCAAGUACUCAAGACCAUUUAAUUUUCAACCUGGCAUUGCUAAACCACAUCGAGGAGUAAUGGUAUGGGUAGAACCUGAAGAGCUUGAUAUAGUUUGUACACUCUUUAAGGAAGAUAAGCAAGGAUCCUCAUUUGAACCAAAAGAAUGGACAUUUAUCAUACUUGAUGAAUCUUCUGGACGAAGAAAGCCUUUAGCUCAAGGUUCAAUUGAUAUGGCUAAAUUUUACAGCAUUGAACCUUCAUCCAAACAAAUGACCAUAAAAAUGAAAUCUUGCAGCAGUAAAAUUUCUCAAGCACAAAUUGACAUUGGGCUUUCUUGUAUUUUCUUAAGAGAAGGAAAAGCAACAGAUGAAGAUAUGCUCAGUGUAGCAAGCAUGAUGAGUUUAAAUGAAGCAGAAAAUUUUAAUUUUGAUGUUGACCAUCAUGUACCAAGUUUAUUAAAUAGCAGCUUAAGGAGAAGUGGGAAAUGGAGCAAGCGUUCAAGCACAAAAUCUAACUCUAGACCUGGUUCAUUGAUUGGUGACUCAAAUUCGUCUGUAUAUCUUAGCUGUGAUAGUGGUUGUAUUUCAAAUGUUUCAAAUGCUUCGUCAGAAGUUUUUUUCACACCUAAAAAGUGUGCAAGUUCAAACAGUCCAUCAACAAAACAUUCAACACCAAAUCAAAGUCCUAAAGAAACUGAUAAAAAUAAAAAAAAUGGACCAGAUUCAGAGUUGCUGAAAUGGUCUCAGCAAAUUACAGCAAACUACAAAGAUGUCCAUGUCACAGAUAUGACAACCUCAUGGCGAAAUGGAUUGGCUUUUUGCGCUAUAUUACAUCAUUAUCAUCCAGAACUAGUAGAUUUUUCAAGUUUAUCACCACAAAAUAUUUCGUACAAUAACAAGUUGGCUUUUGAUGGUUUUGAAUAUCUUGGGAUCCCUAAGAUUCUUGAUCACAAUGAUAUGGUAAGAACAAAUACUCCAGACAAAUUAACUGUGAUGACAUAUGUCCAUCAAAUAAAAGAACAUUUUGAAAAUAAAACCAAAUCAAGCAUUUGCUCAUUAGUUUCUCAGUAUAAGUUUAUUACUCACGACGAAGAUAUGUUUCCGACUCUAUCUUUCAACACUCGAUCAACACAAAAAGCAGAUCAAAAAAAAAAGAAGCAAUCAAAAAAAUCUAAAACAGAUGUCUCUCCAAGGAAAGCUGAAAUCGAUAGCGUAACAGAUGAACAUGAAGUUAAUUCUAUUUUUGAGCAAUUAAGACUUUCUGAAAGUCGCAUGGAAGUUCAAAAAAUAACUAAGCAAAUGAAUGAGUUCCAGGCUCCAAGACCUAAUCUAUGUAAAAAUAUAUCUGAAAGUAUUGAUGAAGAUGAAGCUCUUAAUUCUGUUAUCGGUGAUAAUGUGAAAUCUGAAGAAAUGAUUCAAGAAUCUUCUGCAGAUAAAUGUCAAACAGUAGUUGAAGCAAAAAACACAGAUAUUGUAGAUAGUGUUCCUUCUGAAGAUCAAUUUUCUCCCAUUUCUGAUAAUGUUUUUGAAUCAAAACCUAAACGCAAACUCUCUUUAACUGCUGAGUUAGGGCAGAGUCCAAUAUAUGAAAACAAGGAAAAUUUUCAGAGUUUGUUGUUAAGUCAAGAUUUUUCAGGUGAUAAUAUAAGCACCUUGAGUGAUAUAAAUUCUUCUGAACUAAUAAACAAAAGCUCAACUUCUGAUGCAGAAAAUGUCAUCAAUGAAAACACUCAAGUUAAAUCAAGCAGUGGUAGUAGUUGCUCCCAAAAAUUCAAUGAGCCUCUAUUUACUCCAGAAAAAAAUAAGCAAGAAAUCAUUCAAGAAAGAGCUCGUCAACUUAUCAGAGAAGCUCGUCUCAAAGCUAAACACCAAGAAGCUGUGACAAGUGAAAAAUCUGAAACAGAGGAGGAGGUUAUAGCUAGAGCAAAAAGUUUCAUUGAGGCUCAGAAAAGAAAAGAAGAAAUCCUUCAGCAAAAACUUAAUACUGAAGAGGAUCGUAAAUCACUGCUUCGAUCUAAAGCAACACAUUUGCUUGAACAAGCAAAACUAAGAGGCUCGUUAACUAACAUUGAUCGUAGCUGUAGUCCUAGUAGUGUAGAUGCUGAAGGCACAAAAAACAUACCUGUUGCUGCAAAUAGUCAAGAAGGUAGUCAAGCAGGUAGUCAAGCAGGUAGUCAAGCUGCAGAGUUUAAAAAAAACCCAUUCACCCUUGUUAAAAAGAGAAGAGUAAAGUCAUUGCAGAUAAAAAAAGUUGGGAAAGAAGUUGAAGAAUCAAAAGAAAAAACAAAGCUCACAACACAUAAGGAUGCAGCAUCUUAUGCUGACUCACGCAAGGUUCAGUUUGAUACGUUUGGAGAAAAUUGCCGCCAUAAGCCUAAACGUGAUGUUGCAGCUGAAAUUGCAGCAGAAUUGGCAAAAAUGAAGAGAGAAGAAGAACAAGAACUUAAUUCAGUCGACAUACAUCAAGCAGAUCCAUCUGGAGAAGAUAGUGAUCAAAUAGUCACAGAUGAAGAAGUUGAUGUUCCUGUUGAUGAUUACUUUUAUGAGCUAGAAAACUUUAACUUGCGAUCUGCUGGGGAGUAUUACAACAGUGAACUAACAGAACUCCAUAAAGAAACAAAGGCCUUGGACUCAGUUGCCCAAAAACUUGAACAUGAACUUAGAAAAGCCAUGUCAGAAGGUAUUAAAGAGGAGGAAGAGGAUUUGUUGCAAGAAUGGUUCAACUUAGUUAAUAAAAAAAAUGAUAUAAUUCGAAGACAAAAUGAAAUAGCUUUGUUAGCUCAAGGUGACGACUUAGAAAGUCGCUGUGAAGUUAUUAAUCGGGAAUUGCGUAUUCUGAGUGCUAUGAGUGAACGCGAGAAAACUGAGGAGACACAUAAACGUGAAGAAGCAUUACUUACUCAGUUAGUGGUGUUAGUAAACCAAAGAAAUCAACUUGUGCAACUUGAAGAUUCCCAACUGCAGCAAAGUGCUCAAGACGAAGAACACGUUCAAACAGUACUUUCCCAACAAACUAUGUUUGCUCAGCGAGAUUCUGCUGUUGGCUCAAUGGUAGGAUGGGUUAAAGGUUUCAAAUCAAAGUUUUGGUAGUCUCGUAUUUUCGGGGUUUUCUGAACGCGUUUGAAUUGUGAACGCGUUAUUUGGUGAUUUCUAAACGCGUUUUUUAGUGAAUUCUGAAAGUGUUUGCAACAAUGUUUGUGUUUAAAAAAGAAAACCGCUUCUUCACAUGCUGUCGAAGGAAAAUUUACCAAAAAUUGGUUGGAUUAGGCAGAAAUUGGUUGAAAUUGGAUCAUCUAUUUGCUUUGCUUACCUCUCAAUUUGUAGCAUGAUAAACUUACAAAUGAGGAAAAAUGAAAUGAAUUUGAAAUAGAUUCCGAAUAGAUCUUUUUAUACGCGUUUAAAUAUUUUUACUUUUUUU